Molecule: messenger RNA, 2216 nt
Organism: Erpetoichthys calabaricus (reedfish)
Lineage: Eukaryota; Metazoa; Chordata; Cladistia; Polypteriformes; Polypteridae
Exons: 15
Coding region: 102-1988 (628 amino acids)
Biological process (GO): sulfation
Cellular component (GO): cytoplasm
Molecular function (GO): sulfotransferase activity
Source: RefSeq, a predicted model, not a curated record
UUAUUAUUUUGUCAUUGCACGGCACAUUCAGGGGAUCAGAAGACACAGCACAGCAAUCGGGACAUCAGUGGGAUCAGCAGCGGGACCCUCACUUUAGCACGAUGUCUCAGUCCCCUGGUGCUCCUCGUCAUGAAGCCUGCAAUUCAGGGCCCCCACAUCCAACCAGAAAAACUGAGUGUGAGAGACUUUGUGAGAUAAAAGGUGUUCCAUUCCUCUCCUCCAUGUGUGAAAUCUUUGACAAGGUAGAAAAGUUCCAGGCCAAAGCAGAUGACGUUUUAAUAGCCACCUACCCCAAGGCAGGUACCACCUGGAUGAUUGAAAUCGUGGACAGCAUUCGCCAAGGUGGCAUCACAAAAGAAAUCAAAACCAUCCCCAGCCACGAGCGCGCCCCAUAUCUAGAGAUGAACAGCCAGGACAUGAUUCCGUCAGGUCUGGACCUUCUGGAAGCCAUGCCAUCUCCUCGACUUGUUAAAACUCAUCUCCCAUUCCAACUGGUGCCGCAGUCCUUCUGGGACAAAGGGUGCAAGGUGAUUUACGUUGCCCGGAAUGCCAAGGAUGUCCUUGUUUCAUACUACUUCUUCCAGAAGACGUUCAUCGGUCUGCCAAAUACGGGCACCUGGGAUGACUUCUUUGAGAGCUUUCUCUCAGGAAAUGUGGAAUGUGGCUCCUGGUUUGAUCACGUGACAGGCUGGUGGGACGUCAGGGAAAAGCACCAGAUCCUCUAUGUCUUUUAUGAGGACAUCUUGCAGGACCCAACAAGGGAAGUGGAGAGGGUGGCAUGUUUUCUGGGUCACACACUAGACAAAGGGACGAUUCAGGAAAUUGUGAAGCACACCUCCUUCAACAUGAUGAAGGACAACCCCAUGACUAACGCCAGCACAAUGUCCACCAGUGUCCUGGACCUGAGCAUCUCGCCCUUCAUGAGGAAAGGCCAAGUGGGAGACUGGAAGAACCACUUCACUGUGGCUCAGAAUGAAAGGUUCGAGGAGGAGUACAGGCGGCGAAUGGCCAAAACAUCACUGCGUUUCAGAACGGAGCUCUGCACAAUGUCUCAGUCACUUGGUGCUCCUCGUCAUGAAGCCUGCAAUUCAGGGCCCCCACAUCCAACCAGAAAAACUGAGUGUGAGACACUUUGUGAGAUAAAAGGUGUUCCAUUCCUCUCAUCCACAUGUGAAAUCUUUGACAAGGUAGAAAAGUUCCAGGCCAAAGCAGAUGAUGUUUUAAUAGCCACCUACCCCAAGGCAGGUACCACCUGGAUGAUUGAAAUCGUGGACAGCAUUCGCCAAGGUGGUAUCACAAAAGAAAUCAAAACCAUGCCCAGCCACGAGCGCGCCCCAUAUCUAGAGAUGAACAGCCAGGACAUGAUUCCAUCAGGUCUGGACCUUCUGGAAGCCAUGCCUUCUCCUCGACUUGUGAAAACUCAUCUUCCUUUCCAACUGGUCCCGCAGUCCUUCUGGGAUAAAGGGUGCAAGGUGAUUUAUGUUGCCCGGAAUGCCAAGGAUGUCCUCGUAUCAUUCUACUUCUUCCAGAAGACGUUCACUGGUCUGCCAAAUACGGGCGCCUGGGAUGACUUCUUUGAGAGUUAUCUGUCAGGAAAUGUGGCAUGUGGCUCCUGGUUCGAUCACGUGACAGGCUGGUGGGACGUCAGGGAAAAGCACCAGAUCCUCUAUGUCUUUUAUGAGGACAUCUUGCAGGACCCAACAAGGGAAGUGGAGAGGUUGGUGCAUUUUCUGGGUCACACACUGGAUAAAGGCACAAUUCAGGAAAUCGUGAAGCACACCUCCUUCGACAUGAUGAAGGACAACCCCAUGACUAAUGCCAGCACAGUGCCCACCAGUGUCCUGGACCUGAGCAUCUCGCCCUUCAUGAGGAAAGGCCAAGUGGGAGACUGGAAGAACCACUUCACUGUGGCUCAGAAUGAAAGGUUCAAGGAGGAGUACAGGCGGCGAAUGGCCAAAACAUCACUGCGUUUCAGAACGGAGCUCUGAGCUUGGGACGAAACUGAGGGAGCGGGUACAUCUGUCUUACGGCGCUUUGGAGCCCUCUGCUGGACAUCUCGUGGAUCGUUUAAGUUUAGGAUCUUGGAUUUGUAUACAUGGAGACAUAAAUUGGUGUUGCUUUGAUCUAAAUGUGGAAAAUGUCAUCCAAUCCGCUUCCUAGUGGAUUUACAUUACAUCUCAAGAUACUUAUGUUGAAUAAAUGAUUGAAAAGAGAAA